Messenger RNA from Micropterus salmoides (largemouth bass), 5681 nucleotides. RefSeq lists its product as uncharacterized. The record is from RefSeq and is a predicted model, not a curated record. The coding region runs from base 463 to 1299 and encodes 278 amino acids. NCBI's taxonomy places the organism in Eukaryota, Metazoa, Chordata, Actinopteri, Centrarchiformes, Centrarchidae. The transcript has 8 exons.
GGCGGAGUCAAACAGCUGGAUACUCUGGAGUGUCUCGUGGCGGCGAUGCAGCGAGUCUGCCUGAGCGCGAGCUUUCCGCUACUCCUCCUGUUGAAGGCGAUAAACGAGCUAGAGGGACCGCAAUUUGUUGGGAAAGUAAAUCUAGGAAUUGAUAUUAAGAAAAUAGGGAAACACCGUAUUCCCCGGGUCCAGUGUGGAAUCGUACCAGAGGUGUGGAGAACAGGUCGGCGUACUCAAAGUUACCGAAGAAACAGUAAAAACUCGCUAGCAGACAGAGGCAGAAGCUAAAAGGACACAUCUGUCCUGUCAGCAUCUACCAUCCUCCAUCUUCAAGAAAAUGAAUCAGUUGGUGGCAGUGCAGAUGUCAGUCACACUCAGUUAAAUGUUAGUACUACUUGAGCAGAUAUCGCUCGGCUGGCCGAAGAGGAAAAAGAAGAAAGGGGCUGUUCGAGGUGCUGGAAGAUGUCUGUCUGGAUGAUACUGCCUGUUAGCCUCCCAGUUCUGACCAUCACUGGGAUAUGGGUUGUUUACGCCAUGGCCCUGUACAACCAACAUGUCUGCCCUGUGGAUAACUGGUUGUACAACCAGUCAUGUGAAGAAGAGCUGUAUUUGCAGAGCGGGCCAACCUUGUGCUGCACGCUAGACAAUGUACCUCUCAUCAGUAAAUGUGGGACUCUUCCCCCUGAGAGCUGCUUCUUCAGCCUUAUCUGCAGCACAGGCUCAUUCAUGGUUAUGGUGAUUGUGCUGUUCCGUUAUGCCCACGUCAUUGAGAAGCACCAAAACUGUGUUCUCAACACGGCGAGUCUCUCCACGGGCUGGAUCUGUGCCGCUGGACUCAUCAUGGUGGGCAACUUCCAGGUGGAUAAUGCCAAAGUUCUCCACUAUGUCGGAGCAGGCAUUGCCUUCCCCACCAGUAUGCUAUUUGUGUGCCUGCAGUCAGCGCUGACUUACCGGCUGGCCAAGACCCAGGGGGAGUACAACGUGGCCCACCUCCGGCUCUGCAUGACCCUGCUGGCGUUGGUAGCCUUGGUGCUCAGCGGUGUGUUUUUCUGUCAGGAGAGCUUCGUCCUGCAACACGCAUCAGCCAUCUUUGAAUGGGUGUUCUGCGUCAUCAUCAUGCUGUUUUACGGGACAUUUGCUUUUGAGUUUGCCAGCAUGUCAGGAGAUACCAUGGCGGUGCUGGCUAGAGGAGGGGCCCUGGGACCUGCUGGGCGAGAACACAAGGUGGACGCGCUGGGAGGGCCCGGUCCACACUCACAGCUACAUCCACACCAACCUGAAAACAUGUCCAUACUGUAGCCCGCUGGCACAUCUUGAUGCCACACAGUUGGCUUGUUUAUUCCUUUCAAAUUGUGGUUGUCAAAUGAGUUUAAUUCAUUUCCAGCCACAUUCGUCUGAAGCUUUGAAAUGAACCAGGCCAGUGCAGUCGCCAUUUCACGGCAGAGUGGAUUCUUGUAUUUCAACCACAGGGGCGUAGAUCUGCUGCCACUUUGGAGAACUCAUCUUGUAUUGUGCUCACAUCAGAGCUCGGCGUCUCUAAAAAACUUGCAUUUUGCACAUCGCACAAGUGUGAAACCAAAUUUUUUCCCCAACUCAGUCCUGUCCUCGGUGAGCAGCAGAGGAGUAUUUUGUCAAUCAGAUCAAGAAAAUGUACUUUCCCCCCUGAGAUCCUGUAACCUGUCCCAGUAAGUGGCCUUGGACCAUUUCCACUUCAGGUGACUGCUGUGUUGCUUUCAUUGUACAUAACGGAGUGAAGGCUGCUGGACGGCCUAGCUGACAGUAUUUUAGUUGGGAGAGAGAGAGAGAGAGAGAGAGAAGAUGGUGUGCGAAUGUUACAGUAGGAGCAGGGUCAAAUUGGAUGCUUGUUUUCCCACUAGAGAAUGGAUGAAUGCAAUAAAUGAAAAGAAAAGGUUUGUCAAAUAGAAGUAUGUAAAUGUUUCAGUCAAUCCUUGAGAUAGAACAGGGCAGCGGUUUGCAUUUUGCAAUCAUUUAAACCUGCAUUAACAGUAUUUUUGACCUUAACAAAUAAAAUGAUUGUCCUUCAUAGUACAGGAUCCCCUGACAAUUAACACUCUACUCUCAAUUGAUUUUAGCCGACUGUUGGUUAUUCAGCCUGCAUACUCUGAUUUACGCAACCUAGCCAAAGUUAACGAGCUGAUGGGAAAGAAAGUCUUCCAUUUGGCAAGCUCAACACCCAGAUAAUUUCCUCAGGAGUUGGUUAACCAAGGCUAAAAGGAAAUUAAAUAUUGGACUCAUGUGGCCAUUGGGAUAAUAAUGUUGCUCUGUGUCUGCUGGGUGUGCAUGUAGGCACAGACUUUGGCUGUAACAACCCCUGUAAGUUUGUUUUGUGGUCAAAAAUUGCUUAAUGCAGCUUUAAAAUAUGCAACAACUUUACAUCUGCUCAGCAACUCAGCAUGUGCAAGCAAACACUAUUUUUAAAAGUAUCCAUGCGACCCAGCCCACAUUGUGUUUGUGUGUCUGGAAGCUUUGGGUGAUGUGCCAUAUUAUUAUUUUAACUGCAUAGAGAACAUACAUAGACCUAGUGCCUCAUAAAUUCAAACUUUUAUGACUGAGUAUGAAAAAGGUUUCCCUCUCAUUGUUGUCAAUACACUAUAACGACCUUAAACCUCAAUAGUAUUUGCUUUAACUUCCUCUCUGUAAAGACUAUGAAAGGGAGAUGAUACAGUGUCCAGAGGCCAAAUGCGCACCAGCUAAUUAAAGCCAGAGCAGUGGGGUUAUUGAGUUUGAUGACGAAGCAUCACACGUGUCUUCAGGUCCUACGGAUGUAGGUCUGCAUCUCAUUAUUCCCCACCAAGGUGGAGCUCAACAUGCUCAUAUUGCUUUACCUGCUUACUUUUCUCUCUCCAUAGUUGGAGUUUUUUCAGCAUGUCUAACUGGUGUAGCGGGACAAAGGGAAAAGGAAGGAUUUGUAGUGUAAGACAUAACUGAGCUGCACUGUCUUGCCUCUGUGUUACUGUACAGCAGAAUAUACCAAAUAUCAGUUUGCCUGUGGUAUCGGUGCUAAAACACAAAAGGUCUUGUCAUUUCUCCCCCUGAGCUUAGUUGUGAUUAUGAUAACAUCUGAUGAAUGAAAGCCAUACGAUGGAGACAUAGGGUCGACCUCAGCUUCAUUGCUGACUGCUGAUAGUGGAGGAGCAGGGACAGAAGGUUGCAUGCACGCCUGUGAGUGCCAGAAAUACCAAAGUGGAUAUUUGCCACUACCCGACUUGAUGUUUUGAUAUCUGUCAGUGUAGAUUAGCCUCACGGUUGGGUAUAUUUUCCUUUCACUUGGUCCUCUGCGCAGAUAUUCAAAUGUUGAUUCUAUUCAUUUACUGUCUCUGACAUUAUGUGCUGUGUUGUAAUCCAGAUACCCAGAAUUACUGUUUAUAUUUGUAGGAAAUGUUCAACAUCUCAGUGUAACAUUAACGCACUCUGAGUUGUCUGGUGAAAAACCAACAGUAAUGGUCUUGUUUGUAGGCCUUCACACAGAAAAAAUAUCACUCCCUCAAACCAUAUCGUUGUUGGGCAGAGGUUUUGUUAGUGCCAGACCAAGACCAUUCUUCACACACAGUAUGUUACAGAAGGACUGAAAUAUAGUUAUUUUGCUCAGACUGAAUGUAUGAGUACUCUCAACAAGACUGAAGUGAAAAACUUGUGUAUGCUGUACUGUGGAGCAAUCUGGAAGGUCAAAAAACAGCACCAGCCACACCACUGAUCACUUGCUUCUCUCUACUGGUCAAACUGCUUAUUGCACACAAGUUUGUUUUGCAACCAGAGCUGUAAUGUUGCAGCUCAGCUCACAGGAGGUUCUUGUUUUGUACUUGAAAAAUUCUAAAUUGUUUUGUAUCCUCAGCCGACCAUACUCAGUUGGUUACAUGUUUGGGCCAAAUUUGCAUUUGUUUUACUUCUCAAUUUACUAAAACAGUGAAGCUAAGUCAUGAAGAGCACUUGGACCUCUUGACUUUAGUUCAGCAGUGAUCUUCAGAUUGUUUUGCCUGGCAUCACCUGGAAGCUUGGCCUUGUGACCAUGCGCUUUUACAAUAUGCAUUUGUUUCUAACAAAUCACAGAAUCAGAUUGGAUGGAUUUUAAAUGUUAUGUCAAAUGAUGGUGCUGCUCAUUCUGCUCUAGAAAGAAACAUUUUGUCAUUACACAUUUAUAGUGUUUAAUUUUACUUAAUGGUUUAUGCAUGGUGUGAAUCUAUACAUGAAGCCCCCAUUUCUAGUUGAGCACUAUAAAAAUUUGUUAAAUAUUAUGAGAAACUCUUUCAUAUAGAUUCACAUUCUGCAUUGCCUGCUCGGCCUCCCCCUCUACUUCCUGUCCUCUUGUUCUCGUUUACCAAUCAGUCUGAACUUUGCACUCAGGAAAAUGUUACGACACCAGCUACAUUGUUUGAUUCAAAGCAGAAUGAACUCUGCUUGCUUCUGCCUUCAGUUGUCUUUGUUUUAAUGGCAUUCGUUUUUUUCUUAUGAGGAUUCGUUAUGUUUAUUUGUUUUGUUUAGUAUAGGCACAACUGCUUUUUCACAGUUGUAGGUUUGCGGGUUAGUUAUAAUAUAAUAGAUUAUUUUUGUUAAUCAAUAAAGCUUAAAAAUGAACAUUCCUGUCUAGUUAGCUUGUGAGAAUGCAGACGCUGCUCACAUGGUUAAAUCUGCAGUCAGUGGAUCGUUGAUGAGAACAUUCUGACAAACUAACAAGCAGUUGUAAACCUCACAGAAAUCUGUUACUCGAUACUUAAUUCUCAAUGCAAAAUGCUCCCUAUGUGCCUUAUGUAUGAUUUUGGUGAUGAAAACCAAAGAGGUUUAGGUUGUAAGUUCUAUUUUGAUGAAAAGUCAUGUGAUCGUGUUAUGCCUUAAUGUUCAACAAAUAAAAAAAAAUGUAAGUUGCAUCCAAAUUCUGUAAUUGCAAUUUUAUCUUCACCACAUACCUUUAAUCUAGCAUGUUGUAGAAAGGGCCAGACAACAGUUUAUAUCUUUAAUUUUCUUUAUUGUUUAAUUAUUUACAUUGUCCAGUUUCUCUUGCCAACAAAGUUGACAGAAGAUGACCCAGAUCAACACAUUAAAUAGAGGAAAAACCCCCCUUACAAAAACAAUGCGGGCUGUAGAUGACACAGCUCGUUACGCUCACCACAUGACGUUUUGAGGCGAGUACUGUUUACACUUCCUCACACCCAUCAGAAGUGUUUCAGAAGGAAAUAAGAUCAAAUAAUUUGUGUUAAGCAAUGGGGAAAGCUGACUUAAAUUUAUUUUUUGUAAAUGCCCUGUGAAAAAUAUUUUAAUAAACACUCCCUUUUUCCCUCGAAAUACAUGGAGAAGGAUCUCUGCUGUAAUGUAGAGCUGCAGUGUAAGGAGACAACAGAUGUUUUUAGAUAGAGCAAACUUAAGCAAAAUAUCUAAAUGAUAUAGAAGAAGCAGGCUGUAUAAAAUAAGAGAAGUAUUCAGUCAGAUAUUAACGUGGAUUAGCAUAGGCUUAUAAAAGUGGAAAAAUGCAUCAGUAGUCUACUAAAUACUUUAGUCUCAACAGCUUGCAGCUUGGUAAUUCACUACAAAGACAGAAGAGAUCAAGUCAGAGUUACGAAAGAAUUUUAGUUAUUUGCUAAAAAGAGACACAUUCACAGACCCAGUCACAGCAGCAGGCCUGCCCUGCAGGAUAAAAAAACAAAACAAGAAAAAGACUUAAAAAAGAU